AUGUCGUCCAACCCGGGUCCUCGGCUCAACAUCGACAACAUCAACCCCCAUGUCCGCUCCGCCAAAUACGCCGUGCGUGGUGAGCUGGCCGUCAGGUCCGAGGAGUACCGCGCCGCGCUGCUGAACGGCGUGUCCAACCUGCCCUUCAAGCAGGUCAUCUCGGCCAACAUUGGCAACCCCCAGCAGCUGGACCAGAAGCCCAUCACCUUCUUCCGCCAGGUUCUCAGCAUCCUCGAGAACCCGACCCUGCUCGACAAGCCCGAUGUGCUGAUCAACCACUUGGGCUACAAGCCCGACGUGCUGGAACGGGCCAAGAGGUUGCUGGCCCAGGUUGGCUCCGUGGGCGCCUACAGUGCCAGCAACGGCGCCCCUGCCAUCCGCCAGAGCAUCGCCGAGUUCCUCGAGAGGCGCGAUGGCUUUCCCGCCAACCAGGCCGACAUCUACCUCUCGGCUGGUGCCUCAUCGGGGGUUAACACCCUCCUGCACGUCAUCUGUGCCGAUGAGAAGUCGGGCAUUCUCAUCCCCAUCCCUCAGUACCCCCUAUACAGCGCCUCUCUCUCAGUCCUGAACGCCGCCCCCGUGCCGUAUCUCCUUGACGAAGCCAAGAAUUGGGGCACCGACCUGGCUACCAUCAAGGAGGCCUACGAAAAGGCCAAGGCCGAAGGCAUCGACGUACGUGCAAUCGUCAUCAUCAACCCGGGCAAUCCCACCGGCGCCUCCCUGCCCGAGGAAGACGUCCGCGCCGUCAUCGACUUUGCCAGCCAAGAGCGCCUCGUCAUCCUGGCCGACGAGGUCUACCAGACCAACGUCUUCGUCGGCGAGUUCAUCAGUUUCAAGCGCAUGCUGCGCCAGAUGCAAAAGGAGAAGCCCGGCGUCUACGACCACGUCGAGCUCGCCUCCCUGCACUCCGUCUCGAAGGGUAUGGUCGGCGAGUGCGGCCACCGCGGCGGCUACUUUGAGCUCGUCGGCUUCGACCCGGCCGUCCAGGCCGAGAUCUACAAGUUCGUCUCCAUCACGCUCUGCGCCCCCGUCAUCGGCCAGUGCCUCGUCGAGCUCAUGGUCAACCCGCCCCGGCCCGGCGAGCCCUCGUAUGAGCUUUACCAACAGGAAUACAACGCCAUCUUCGACGGCCUGCGCGAGCGCGCAACGGCACUACACACGGCCUUCCAGCAGAUGGAGGGCGUCGAGUGCGGCGUGCCCCAGGGGUCCAUGUACCUCUUCCCCACCAUCAAGUUGCCGCGUAAGGCGGCCGAAGCGGCGGCGGCCGAGGGUCGAUCCCCGGAUGAGUUUUACUGCAUGCGCCUGCUCGAGGCUACCGGCGUGUGUGUCGUGCCCGGGUCCGGGUUUGGUCAGAAGGAGGGAACCCUGCACUUCCGCACGACCUUCCUCGCGCCAGGGACGGAGUGGGUGGGGAGUAUUAUCAAGUUCCACCAGGAGUUUAUGGAUAAGUACCGUUGA
This is a messenger RNA of Parathielavia appendiculata, 1458 nucleotides long. RefSeq names its product PLP-dependent transferase. The coding region runs from base 1 to 1458 and encodes 485 amino acids. The record is from RefSeq and is a predicted model, not a curated record. NCBI's taxonomy places the organism in Eukaryota, Fungi, Ascomycota, Sordariomycetes, Sordariales, Chaetomiaceae. Gene Ontology annotation, molecular function: pyridoxal phosphate binding; L-alanine:2-oxoglutarate transaminase activity. Gene Ontology annotation, biological process: biosynthetic process. The transcript has 2 exons.